GGUGCUCAUGGGGCAGGCGGAGACAAGCUUGCAGCACUGAGCCAAACAGGACCAGUCCGUGAUGUCCAGCACCAAAUUAGAGGAUUCCCUCCCUCGUCGCAACUGGUCAUCUGCUUCGGAGCUGAAUGAAACUCAAGAGCCGUUUUUAAACCCCACGGACUAUGACGACGAGGAAUUCCUGCGGUACCUGUGGAGGGAAUACCUACACCCAAAAGAAUAUGAGUGGGUCCUGAUCGCAGGGUAUAUCAUCGUGUUCGUUGUGGCUCUCAUCGGGAACGUCCUGGUCUGUGUGGCAGUGUGGAAGAACCAUCACAUGAGAACAGUCACCAACUACUUCAUAGUCAACCUUUCCCUGGCAGACGUGCUUGUGACCAUCACCUGCCUUCCAGCCACCCUCGUUGUUGACAUCACCGAGACCUGGUUCUUUGGACAGUCCCUUUGUAAGGUCAUUCCUUAUUUACAGACUGUGUCAGUGUCUGUGUCUGUUCUUACAUUGAGCUGCAUUGCCUUGGACCGAUGGUACGCCAUUUGUCACCCUUUGAUGUUCAAGAGCACAGCCAAACGGGCUCGAAACAGCAUCGUCGUCAUCUGGAUUGUCUCCUGCAUCAUAAUGAUUCCUCAAGCCAUUGUCAUGGAGUGCAGCAGCAUGCUCCCUGGCCUAGCUAAUAAGACCACCCUCUUUACAGUAUGUGAUGAGCACUGGGGCGGUGAAGUUUACCCAAAGAUGUACCAUAUCUGCUUCUUUCUGGUGACGUACAUGGCACCUCUGUGUCUUAUGGUAUUGGUUUAUCUCCAAAUAUUCCGUAAACUCUGGUGCCGACAGAUUCCUGGAACUUCUUCUGUGGUUCAGAGAAAAUGGAAGCAGCCACAGCCGGUUUCUCAGCCCCGGGGGUCCGGACAGCAGAGCAAGGCCCGGAUUAGCGCUGUUGCUGCUGAGAUAAAGCAGAUCAGAGCACGAAGGAAAACAGCCCGGAUGCUCAUGGUUGUUCUUCUGGUCUUUGCAAUUUGCUAUCUACCAAUCAGCAUCCUCAAUGUGCUAAAGAGAGUAUUUGGGAUGUUUACACACACCGAAGACAGAGAGACUGUCUACGCUUGGUUCACUUUUUCUCAUUGGCUUGUAUAUGCCAAUAGUGCUGCAAAUCCAAUCAUUUAUAAUUUCCUUAGUGGAAAAUUUCGAGAGGAAUUUAAAGCUGCCUUUUCUUGUUGUCUUGGGGUUCAUCAUCGCCAAGGAGAUAGCCUCACCAGGGGACGCACAAGCACCGAGAGCAGGAAGUCCCUGACAACUCAGAUCAGCAACUUUGAUAAUGUAUCAAAACUCUCAGAGCACGUGGUCCUUACCAGCAUCUGCACACUCCCAGCAGCCAACGGGGCAGGACCGCUUCAAAACUGGUACCUACAGCAGGGAGUACCGUCUUCACUCCUGUCCGCCUGGCUGGAGGUGUGA
Messenger RNA from Apodemus sylvaticus (European woodmouse), 1444 nucleotides. RefSeq names its product hypocretin receptor 2 (gene Hcrtr2). The record is from RefSeq and is a predicted model, not a curated record. Gene Ontology annotation, cellular component: membrane. Gene Ontology annotation, biological process: feeding behavior; G protein-coupled receptor signaling pathway; circadian sleep/wake cycle process. Bases 62 to 1444 code for a protein of 460 amino acids. NCBI's taxonomy places the organism in Eukaryota, Metazoa, Chordata, Mammalia, Rodentia, Muridae. The transcript has 8 exons. Gene Ontology annotation, molecular function: orexin receptor activity.